Messenger RNA from Astyanax mexicanus (Mexican tetra), 3347 nucleotides. RefSeq lists its product as uncharacterized. The record is from RefSeq and is a predicted model, not a curated record. Lineage: Eukaryota; Metazoa; Chordata; Actinopteri; Characiformes; Acestrorhamphidae. The transcript is spliced from 12 exons. Gene Ontology annotation, cellular component: mediator complex. Gene Ontology annotation, molecular function: transcription coregulator activity; DNA binding. Gene Ontology annotation, biological process: positive regulation of transcription by RNA polymerase II. The coding region runs from base 363 to 2576 and encodes 737 amino acids.
UACAUCCGGGUCACGGGUCGUUUCAUGGCGUGUGUUUUGGAUUGAGCACAUUUCACUGCGGAUGGAGAAUACCAGCCCUUUAACUGCGACACGCGGUUAUUUCUCACUCCUCCAGCGGUACAGCGGGGUGUAGAGGCUGUGCUGGAGCUGUGGUAGAUAGCAGGUGAUUAUACAGAAGCUGGUAUUUUGGUGGGCGCGCCGUCUUCGUGUGUUUUGCUGCUGCGGGAGCAGAGCGGGAGCAGGACAGUGCUCAAUUUUAUACACCUAGAUCAAUUAAGGUGUGGAUGAAGGACCACUACAUCAAGACAAUCUCCAGACCUGAAACCCAUUGAAAACCUUUGGAAUGUAAUGAAGAGGUCAUUAUGUCACAGCCACAUUCAAGGUCACCAUUAUAUUCAAGAAAUGCUACAGUGCCUAUUAAACAAGAGGAUGGGUUCUAUAAUGAACGAUAUUCAUCUGUGCAUUCCGAACCAUGGAGGGAUCCAGGAAAUGUCAACAACCUGGAAGGUAAUUCACACUGGGAGAAUGGUCCUUCUCAAGGACAGCAGGAGGUUGACCAUUGGGCAAAAUUCAUUGAGGCUAUAGGUCAUGCUGAUAGACGGAGACCUUCGCCCCCGUUAAGACACCACAUCCAGGAGGAUGUUCGGAGGUCUGAGGAGAAAUCAUUACAUUCGCCAAGAAGACUACCUAGGGAGAGGUUGUCUUCCCCUGAUGCCUUGAAUUAUGGUGCUGAAAACCAUCGGAGGAUCGCAUCUCCAGGGAGGGGGAGGAAUGAGCAUAACGUCCCUCAUUUCAACAGGAACAAUUCAAACAAGGCGAACUGGGAUUCAAGAGAUUCCAGUCCUAGGCAUUUACAAGGAAAGAGACAUGACAGGGUGGAACAUGGAUAUCACAGUGAAGAACAUGAAGAUAGAUAUCAUGACCGAAGCUCUGAGAGGUGGUUAAAGCCAAAUUAUAGGGAGCAUCACUCACAUCCUAAACGAUUUCGAGGUUUGGAUCCAGAAGAGGAAGACUGUGGCCCGCACAGGGGCUUUAGUCCCCAUAAUGCUCCUGUUAUAGUAGAGCAUGAUCAUGGAAUCUCAAACCAUGAUGCACUGAACAGAGAUCAACCAAGGAGCCGUGAUGCGUAUAGGAACCGGGAGCAUCCAGGAAGCAGAGAUCCUUCAAGAAACUAUGAUCCAUUUAGGGAAAGAGAGCAUUCAAAACACAGAGAUCCUCCGAGGAGCAAAGAUCUACUUAGGAACCGAGAACAUUCAAGAAGCAGGGAUCCUCAAAGGAGCCAUGAUCCACUUAGGAACCAAGGUCAUCCAAGGAACAGAGAUCCUUCAAGAACUGAUGACUUUGGAAGGAACAGAGAUUAUCCAAGAAGCAGUGAACAGUCACAUGGCAGAGGUCCCUCAAGAAGCAGGGAAUCAUUUAGACAUGAGAGGGACCUUGAGCAACAUGCAGAAAUCCCACAUGGUGGAUAUGAUGGUUCAGUUGACUAUCAAGAUGGAGAAGAAACAAGAUUCCACCAACAGUCUUCUGUUGGGAGAGGCCAUCCUAUGCGAGGAAGGCCACAUCAACGGGGGCAAUUCAGAAUGGAACCUCAUGGAGGAGAGCACCAUGAACAAAGGACCAUGAAUCAGAGCAGUGAUGUGGAUUUGAGAAAUGACAAGGGGAAUCAGGCUAGAGCUUCUGGACAAACAUGGGAAAAAGAAACACAUCCCGGAGGAAAUUUUGGUGUGCUGGAACAAGGAAAGGGUUUUAAAGGAAUUCAGCAAGCCAACAACGCCUCUUGGACAGAUUUCGCUGGGCAUGAAUCUCUCAGGAUAAAAGUCGACAUGAGUCGUCCUGUGAACCACAGCAGCCACUUAGGCUAUUCUUCAGAAAGACAGCUGUCUCUUGACUUGGUCAAUGUGGGCAGACAGCGUCUUGACUUUUUGCCCAUGCUGGAGCAUUCUGGGACCUUCAGAGAGUCAGCAAUGCAUUCUGGGACAUUCGCCCAAGAGAUCAUCACUCUGGUACAUCAUGUCAAAGAAAGUUUUUUCCAGGGUCAAGGCAUUACUCUUAAUGAACGAUUCUCGUGUGAGCAACACUAUUCUCUUGAGGAUGAGGAUGAAUUUGAUGACGACAUUGAGCUGGAAGAAAUGGAACCAGUGAUAAAUAGGCCCCUUGGUAGCUCUUCUUCAAGGACUCAGAUUUUCUGCAACUUGGGCUCUUGGCAGCCGGACAAAAGGAAUGUUGCUGCUCCUGGGGAUCUAAGGCAUGACCUGGAGAGGAGGAGACAGCAGAGAUUGCAAGGGGUUAAAAUUACCAUUGCUGGAGGGAACUUUUUGCAGAUGGCACCUCAGAAUCAGGAAAGCGAGCCUGUAUAUGAGGAUGAGGAUAAGAGUGAGCCUGUAUAUGAAGAUGUGUGUGGGUCAGGCGAUCAAAUGGGCUGGUCUGAACAGGCACCUCAGCAGUCAGAACAGUGGGAUGAUCCUUUUCAGGAAAUGCCUGGCCCAAAUUUCAAUGGCAGGCAGAAUUUCAGUCAGUUUCAUAACACUCGACCUCAGCCACGCAGGAGAAGGAAUCCUAGAGGUCCCAACUGGUGAAGAAUAAGGAAUAUAUAUGUGUUCUGGUUCCAACUCUGUGACUCCUUGGAUGGGAUGGAGUCACAACAACAGCUGCUGCACAAAGGCCAUUCUCUUGUUUUUUGGCAUUUAAAACCACUCCCCCUACGGCUGAUUUUAAGUAGUUCACCAUGCUGUAAUUUCCAGUCCUUUAUAAAACAUAUGUUUGCUCAGAGUAAAUUUCUGUAUGGGAGGGUUACUUUUGUGUGAUUUAACAUCACAGUGCAUCAGAUUCUAGACUUUCAAUAAGAUGCUACGCAAAGAUGCAGCAUCCAGAACUCCAACAUGGACAUUUUACCCAAUAUAAUCAGUUUAGCAUUUGAGUCAAUAACUCUUUUUCUUUCACAUCACUGAGCUGUACAGAAAGCUUUAAUAGACUUUGAUUUCCCGUCUGUGUUGAGCAUUGUAAUGCAUUUGGUUUUAUACUUAAAAUGACCUGGAAAUACAUGCAGUACACCAGCAUUACUGUUGCUCCAAACCUUUUUAAGAUUAAAACCAGCUUGGACAAUUCCAUAUACUGAUAAAUAAAGUUUAAAAAAUGCUCCUUUUUUGUGCUGAUAUCCUGAUCAUUUCCUGAGAGUGUCAGUUAUCAAAGUGUUUUAUAUUUAAUGAUGUUUACAUGUUUUUGUCGUUCUGACUGUUUUUUUUUUGUCUUGCUUUCUUGUAAAUAACUUGGUUAAGAGACUAGAUUUGUUUUUCAGAAUACUGUACUGUGCAUAUAGUUUUCUAUGCAAUAAAAGCACACUAAACUGA